GUACUGUCAGAGUUUAUGAUUACAUAUCUAAGACUCAAUUAUGUCAGAUGAAAUUCAGUGCUGGUGGUAGUGUUCUUGCCUGGCUACCUCAAAUUAUGGAUCCCAAAGGUGCCACCAUUGUUGCUGGGUUUGACGAUGGUGUCGUCAGAGUUCUAAAUGUCUACAAGAAGGAACUCAAGAAGCCACAGUCUGUUGAUCAAGUCGGUGCCCAGCUAGUUCUCAAGCAAGUGUUUAAACCACAUUCCAAGAAAGUCAAAGCAUUGGCAGUUGACUCCAAGGGUGAGCUGUUAGCUACAGGGGUGAGUGAUCAUUACUUUUUAUUUUAA
Messenger RNA from Saccoglossus kowalevskii, 326 nucleotides. Its product is annotated as cilia- and flagella-associated protein 44-like. Gene Ontology annotation, molecular function: protein binding. Lineage: Eukaryota; Metazoa; Hemichordata; Enteropneusta; Harrimaniidae. The record is from RefSeq and is a predicted model, not a curated record.